Messenger RNA from Opisthorchis viverrini, 1557 nucleotides. RefSeq lists its product as hypothetical. The transcript has 10 exons. Gene Ontology annotation, biological process: phosphatidylinositol metabolic process. Gene Ontology annotation, molecular function: phosphatidylinositol kinase activity. Lineage: Eukaryota; Metazoa; Platyhelminthes; Trematoda; Opisthorchiida; Opisthorchiidae. The record is from RefSeq and is a predicted model, not a curated record. The coding region runs from base 1 to 1557 and encodes 518 amino acids.
AUGACAACCGUUUCAAAACAGAAAAAAGUGAAAAAUGUGAAGCAAAAGCUGAAGCUUUUUCGUGCCAACGAGCCUCUCAAAAGCGUCUUGAUGUGGGGGAUCAACUAUUCGUUUUCUGCACUGAACCAUGUUAAGCCCCGGGCAAUGCUUUUGAAGGACGAUUUCAAGGCGUAUAUGAAGGUGAAGAUUAACAAUCAUUUAUUCAACAAAGAAAAUAUGCCCAGUCGAUUUAAGUUCAAGGAAUACUGUCCAAUCGUGUUUAAGGCUCUGCGAGCUCGCUUUGGGGUCAAUAAACUGGACUACUGGGACGCAUUCACCGGUCAUCAGCCCCUUUGGGAUAGCGCUCGUGGCAAAUCGGGAUCCAAAUUUCUUGUCACCUACAAUCGACAGUUUGUCGCGAAAACAAUUAGUUCUGAGGAAGUGGAACAAAUGCACAACCUCCUCGAGGAUUACUACGCGUACAUAGUACACUGUCAUGGUCAGACCUUACUGCCUCAGUAUCUAGGCCUAUAUCGGUUGACCGUGAAUGACCAAGAAACAUAUAUUCUAGUGAUGCGGAACGUAUUCAGUCCUCGUCUGACAAUUCAUAAGAAAUACGACCUAAAGUGGUGUAGCCAAUCUAAGUCUAGAAGGGUAUCAUUGAGACGCACCAGUCAGACUUUCCAUGGAGCAGCGCCUCCUGCUGCUCCAAUCCGCACCGGUGAGCCAGAGGAGAUCGAAAGGAGCUACGUGAAGCCAUCGCGUAGCUUCAAUCGUGGGCGGACGUUCUCGCUUGGGUCCGCGGUAGACAGAGAGGCAAAUGAAAAAGAAAAGGCGAAACCAUUACCUACCUUGAAGGAUAAUGAUUUCUUGAACGAAAUAUGUAAAAUCUACAUUGGAGAAGAAGCUAAGUCAAAGCUUCUCAGUCGACUGGAGUCCGAUGUUCAGUUCCUACAAGAAAAUAACCUCAUGGAUUACAGUCUUCUAAUUGGAAUCCAUGAAGUUGAUCGUGCCUCUGAAGCUGCUGCAUCUUCGGAUGAAGCAGGUGGCACCGACCAGGAUGGGGCAGUAGAUGACCGUACCGCGUCUGCUGGCGACGGUCUCGGCUCGCUUACGUCUCAGUGGCAUCUUCGGAGGCUCUCCACCGGUCGGCGCAGUGUGGACCCUUGUGUUGUGGCAUUGGCAGGAAGCCAAACGGGUGACUACCGCAGCGCUGGUGAUGAGGAUGAUGACGACGAGGGUGGCGUAUUUUCGGAUCCUGGAGUCCCAAUCCCUGGUGCCAUAGUCAGCCUCACUCCGCCUGAGAGUCCUCCAGACAACGCACCCUUCUCUUCGUUUUCCGUGGACCAACUUCAUCCAAGUUUUGAGUAUUACGGUAUCACAAGCUCUUCAGGCGCACCUCGUCCAAUGGUCUACUUUGUUGCCAUCAUCGACCUGUUGACCCGUUACGGUAUGCGUAAGCGCACGGCUCAAACUUACAAGACGGUUAAGCACGGAACCAGUACUGAGGUUAGCUCGGUCAAGCCGGAAAUGUACGGCAAACGUUUGUUGGAUUUCAUGUCACAAUGCAUCGACUGA